Molecule: messenger RNA, 2575 nt
Organism: Vitis vinifera (wine grape)
Lineage: Eukaryota; Viridiplantae; Streptophyta; Magnoliopsida; Vitales; Vitaceae
Product: ABC transporter G family member 22
Exons: 11
Coding region: 121-2367 (748 amino acids)
Cellular component (GO): membrane
Molecular function (GO): ABC-type transporter activity; ATP hydrolysis activity; ATP binding
Source: RefSeq, a predicted model, not a curated record
GGAAGGCUUUGCAGUUGAGCACUUUCGCUACACACAAAAACACUUCUACUUCUCCUCUGUUUAUUCCCUCUUCUUUCUUUCUUCCCGUUUGGUUUGCUUCUUUCUUUGCUGUAUCGGAAGAUGGAGAGACCGAAUUCGUCGUCAGGAAUAAUGAGGACGAAGUCGGACCAACUGGUGGAGACGGCAGAAGCGGUGGCGGCUGCGAUGAGAUCCCCGACGUCGGGGGAGGCUACGGGAGGGGCGGAGAGCGGUGGAACGCUGUCGAGGAAGUCGAGCAGACGGAGCAUGAUGUCUGCGUCGCCGGGACGUGCGGGUGGCAACAGCAAAAACACUCACAUUAGGAAGUCGAGGAGCGCCCAAAUUAAGCUGGACUUGGAUGAAGUCAGCAGCGGCGCGGCGCUCAGUCGAGCCUCUAGCGCCAGCUUGGGCUUCUCCUUCUCCUUCACUGGCUUCACCGUGCCUCCCGACGAAAUCUCUGAUUUUAAGCCGUUCAGUGAUGAUGAUACUCCUGAUGAUCUUGAAGCCGGAAUGCGGAAGCAGAGGAUUCAAGCAGAGCCCACAUUGCCAAUUUACCUCAAGUUCAAGGAUGUUACCUACAAGGUGAUUCUCAAAGGAAUGAGGACUAAUGUGGAGAAGGAAAUCUUGAAUGGGAUUACUGGUUCAGUUAAUCCAGGAGAAGUUUUGGCGCUGAUGGGGCCUUCAGGAAGUGGAAAGACAACUCUACUAAAUUUGCUUGGUGGCAGGUUGAAUCAGCCCACCGCAGGUGGUUCAGUUACUUACAAUGACCAGCCAUAUUCUAAGUCCCUAAAGAGCAAGAUAGGGUUCGUGACUCAAGAUGAUGUUUUAUUUCCUCACCUUACAGUGAGAGAAACAUUAACAUAUGCAGCUCGGCUACGGCUGCCAAAGACAUUGACCAAACAGCAAAAGGAAAAACGAGCCGUGGAUGUCAUCUAUGAGCUAGGCUUGGACAGGUGCCAAGAUACGAUGAUUGGAGGUUCCUUUGUUCGGGGAGUUUCUGGGGGAGAAAGAAAGAGAGUGAGUAUCGGCAAUGAGAUUAUAAUAAAUCCUUCACUUCUGUUUCUUGAUGAACCGACAUCUGGCUUGGAUUCUACGACUGCUUUGAGGAUUGUUCAGAUGUUGCAUGAUAUAGCUGAGGCUGGAAAAACAGUGCUAACAACAAUCCAUCAACCAUCCAGCAGACUCUUCCACAAAUUUGACAAAUUGAUUCUUCUUGGGAAAGGAAACUUGCUCUACUUUGGGAAGGCAUCAGGAACAAUGGAGUAUUUCUCAUCCAUAGGCUGCUCUCCUCUCAUUACAAUGAACCCUGCAGAGUUCCUGCUAGAUCUUGCAAAUGGAAACCUAAAUGAUGUCUCUAUACCAUCAGAAUUAGAAGAUAAAGUACAAACAGAGCAUUCAGAAACUGAAACAAGGAAUGGAAAGCCAUCACCUGCAGAUGUGCAUGAGUACCUUGUGGAGGCCUAUGAGACACGGGUUGCAGACCAGGAGAAGAAGAAACUUAUGAUUCCAAUUCCCAUUGAUGAGGAGCUCAAGUCAAAAGUCUGUUCUCCAAAGCGAGAAUGGGGAGCAAGCUGGUGGGAACAAUACUCUAUAUUAUUCCGGAGAGGACUGAAAGAACGGCGGCAUGACUAUUUCAGCUGGUUAAGGGUCACCCAAGUUGCAUCAACUGCAACUAUCUUGGGAUUGCUCUGGUGGCAAUCAGAAAGUACUAACCCCAAAGGCCUGCAAGAUCAGGCAGGGCUGCUUUUCUUUAUUGCUGUGUUCUGGGGCUUCUUUCCUGUCUUCACAGCAAUUUUCACAUUUCCUCAAGAAAGGGCCAUGCUGAGCAAGGAACGAGCAGCUGACAUGUAUAGACUAAGUGCAUAUUUCGUGGCUAGGACUACAAGUGACCUUCCACUUGACCUCAUAUUACCAGUACUUUUCCUUAUCAUUGUAUACUUCAUGGCAGGCCUGAGAAUGGAUGCUGGUUCUUUUUUCCUAACCAUGCUCACAGUUUUCCUCUGCAUUGUAGCGGCUCAGGGACUUGGGCUAGCUAUUGGAGCCACACUAAUGGACUUAAAGAGGGCAACAACUUUGGCUUCAGUAACUGUGAUGACCUUCAUGUUGGCUGGUGGAUAUUUUGUGAAGAAAGUUCCAAUAUUCAUAUCAUGGAUCCGCUACAUCUCUUUCAACUACCACACCUACAAACUUCUUCUCAAGGUGCAGUAUGAACACAUUACACCUAAUGUAAAUGGCAUGAAAAUUGACGGCGGUUUGAAGGAAGUCAGUGCACUCGUAGCCAUGGUUUUUGGCUACAGACUCUUAGCAUACAUCUCUUUGCGGAGGAUGAAACUCCACACUGGAGCAUAAGCAAUAAAGGCUGAAGGAACACAAAGCUGGGCAGAUAAGUUUCCACUUUUCACUGCUCUAAGAGAUAUAUUAGGAAAGCGUGAGUUACAACGUUAAAAAGGAAAACUAGCAAGAUCACUGAACCGGACCUUCUGGUUUUCUGCCUCUUAAGAGAUUGUAAGUUCAUAUCUUGCAACAUAAAUAGCAUAAAAGAGGGUCUUACACAUUA